This is a messenger RNA of Uncinocarpus reesii 1704, 5976 nucleotides long. RefSeq lists its product as uncharacterized. Gene Ontology annotation, cellular component: voltage-gated calcium channel complex; membrane. The record is from RefSeq and is a predicted model, not a curated record. The transcript has 6 exons. NCBI's taxonomy places the organism in Eukaryota, Fungi, Ascomycota, Eurotiomycetes, Onygenales, Onygenaceae. Gene Ontology annotation, molecular function: high voltage-gated calcium channel activity. The coding region runs from base 1 to 5976 and encodes 1991 amino acids. Gene Ontology annotation, biological process: calcium ion import across plasma membrane.
AUGGCGUCUUCCGGUAACGGCAACCGCGCUCCUGAUACUCAUGGCCACCAGUCGAUCCCGCUCCGUGACCUAUCGCGUCCUCCCGGUACCGUGAUUGCCGGAAGUACAGGUGGUAGGCUAGGGAGAACGAGGAGCAUUAGUGGCAGCGAAGGGAAUGGGCUAGGAAGACGGUCCUUACUCAGUCGCAGGUCCAAUGUGCGAAGGUACGAGCGAAUCGCGGAGGACUCACCUAGUCGCACGCCCGGGGAAAGUUCGGAUGGGUUUCAAACGAUUAAUCUAUCUCAAGAUAAUAGCUGGGGCGGGGAUACAAUAGGAGGAACCGGGUCGAGGAAUCUUCAUACUUCCGAUGGAGAGCAGAAUGCGGGGUUGCACGUCAACCGGUCGGAGAGCAUAUAUCAGCCUCAGGCUCGAAUUGGGAGCAUUGGAGGAUAUGACGAGCCGGACAACCUGGCUGCGCUCACACACAUGGAGCCUGAAUAUUUCAAUGAAAAUGCUUCACCAGUCGAGGUUGGCGAGACGGAUAGGACACCUUUGACUGAUCGAAGAUAUUUGCAGCCGAUAAGUGGCACUGCCGAACGUCAGACGGGUCGUUCUCAGAGCUAUAGCGGUCAUAGUAGCCACAGUGUUCGCUUUGCGGAUGAUGCCUCGACAAGUCGUCUUGGUGAUGAUCUGCCGCACCUUGAAAGUGGACUUGGGAGAAGGGAGAGCAGCUAUGAGAGUCGGGUUAGCUCUCAGCCCAGCCUAUCCCGCUCCAAACGCCUUACGGCCACCAGUUCAGGCUCUGCUUUAUCAAGGGCGGGUUCAAUGAUGAAAAUGAUGUCUCAGCGUGUGGUUAACCUAAGCAACGAGCCAGAACUUGUCGAACAGAGCCUACGAAGGAAGUCCUCGCUCAAAUCUGCACGUCUAGAAGGACCCCCUACAUUACCGGCGAUGAUGGACUAUGCUCAUGACAUUAGAGACACCCCGUCCCAGGAUGGUGCCCCUGAAAAGCGAUUUCCUUUACAGCAUGCCAGACAACAAAACCCCAAAAUCAAUCCACUGAGAGGGAAUUCGUGGGGUAUUUUCUCCCCAGAGAAUAAACUCCGGAAAGCUUUAUGCGAAGUGCUGAUUCACCCUGCCACUGAGCCAAUAAUCCUAAUUCUUAUCGUGGUUCAAACCGUUCUUCUUGCAAUUGAAUCGACAGUAGAAAAACGAACCCUGGUUGGAAAAUGGGGAGAUGGCGCCUUUGAUUAUGCCUUUUUCGUUCUCUUCAUCGUUUACACACUUGAAUUGGUGGCCAGAACAAUUGUGUCUGGGUUUAUCCUUAACCCUGAAGAAUAUACUACCCUUGACCGGUCAGGCGGACUUAGGAAAGCUCUGAUCGCAAAGGGACGGGAGUUAUUCAUUCCUCAAAGACAACUUUCGACGAAGAAGGUCGCAGCUCCAGUGAAUGCCCAGAUGUCCAUUUUCAGGUCAUUCACUGGAAUGCAGCCGCAAGCUAAUCAUGCGGAUGGGGCGGCUCAGCAACGCGCAAGGCUUGCACGGCGUGCCUUUCUCCGUCAUUCGUUCAACAGACUCGAUUUCCUUGCUGUAGUGUCAUAUUGGAUAUCAUUCGUGUUAUCCAUUAUGGAAGUUGAGUCAAGCCAGCGUUUGUUUAUAUUUCGGAUGAUCAGCAGCCUUCGUAUCCUGCGACUACUCGCCCUGACGAGUGGUACUACUGUCAUCCUUCGAAGUCUUAAGAAAGCCGCUCCUUUGCUAGUUAACGUCGCCGUGUUCAUUGGAUUCUUUUGGCUUUUGUUCGCUAUCAUCGGGGUCCAGAGUUUUAAAUCUAGUCUUCAGCGGACAUGCGUCUGGGUAGAUCCAAAGAACGUUCGCAACUUCACAAUGAAUGAUGCCCCCGACGGUAUUCAACUAUGCGGAGGGUAUCUCGACAACAUUACUGGCACCGAAAAACCUUGGCUUCUGCCGGACGGAAGUCAAGGGGCAAACAAAGCGAAGGGUUACUUGUGCCCCCAGGGCUCGCUCUGUGUACAAGGAACCAACCCGUAUGGCGGGACGGUUAGCUUCGAUAAUGUAAUCCAUUCUCUGCAGCUUGUUUUCGUGGUAAUGAGUUCGAACACGUUCACGGACCUUCUCUACUAUACUACUGACAGUGACUAUCUUAUUACUUCGGUGUUCUUCAUCGCUAGCUUUGUUGUUCUCAGCUUAUGGCUUGUCAACCUUUUGAUUGCGGUCAUCACAUCGUCUUUCCAGGUCAUAAGAGAAGAAAGCAAGCGAAGUGCCUUCACGGCUGACAAUAUCGAUGAUAUGCAGCCGGAAGAGAAAGCACCGUUUCGUGUCAGUGCAUUGAAACGCAUAUACGACAAAACCUUUUGGCUUUGGAUAGUAUUGAUCACUUUCGACCUAGUCGUUCAGGGAAUGAGAAGCUCGUCCAUGGGACCAGAUCGCAAGGCGUUUAUUUAUUCUACCGAACUUGCAGUUACAGUCAUUCUUCUGUUCGAGAUAAUCUUCCGGUUUGCAGCGGACUGGAGAACUUUCCUCAGGAGCUCCCGAAGCUGGUUCGAUUUGGCCCUGGCUGUGAUUACGGCGAUUAUUCAACUUCCACUGAUCCGUGACUCUAAUCGCCUGUACGCGGCGUUGACUAUUUUCCAAAUCUUAAGGAUAUAUCGAGUGGUCCUUGCUUUCUCUCUCACCAGGUCACUUAUCAUGACGGUUUUCAGCAAUGUCGUCGGAUUGUUGAAUCUAAUAUUAUUCGUCUUUCUCAUCACUUUUCUAACCGCUAUUUUCGCCGUUCAGUUAUUUCGCGACCAGAUCCCUAAGCAAGAUAGCGGCGGUAAUCCAACCCCGGUAUCGUUCUCUAGCAUCUAUAAUUCUUUCUUGGGAAUGUAUCAGAUACUCUCGAGCGAAAAUUGGACGACUAUUAUGUACACGGCCACUGCUUCAAGCGCUCCGUGGAAAACAGCAUGGAUAUCCGCAGCCUUUUUUAUAAUGUGGUUUAUUCUCGCCAAUCUUGUCGUUUUAAAUAUGUUUAUUGCUGUCAUUCAAGAAAGUUUUGAUGUUUCUGAAGACGAAAAGCGACUUCAUCAAGUGAAAGCCUUCUUGCAACAGAAGCAACUUAAUGGCUCUUCGCAGGGCAAUCCUGCAUUAUCCUCAAUUUUCAAACUUGGCCGUGACCAGCAGAAAUACCGCGACCCUCUUGAUCAUGGGCCAGCUGCACUUGAGAUGCUCCUCAAAGAUGCCGUGGUUCAUGAAUUCCUUGAUGAGCCAGUCCCAUUGCGGCCGGCUGAGAGCCAGCAGCAGGACUUAUCCCCCGAUCUCGUUCAGCCUGGAGCAUUUUCAAAUUGGCUCAACAAGCUCAAAAGUCGGAUACUUAACCGGGAGCCGAACCCUUUUUACUCAAAGUUGAAGAUCUCGAGGGACUAUGACGAACUAGACCCGACCGCAAUGGCCAAGGAAGUACUCUCAGCAUCGGAGCAAAGGAAACAAGCCCAAAGACAGUAUUUACAGAGGUACCCAAGGUAUAACGUGUCUCUGUUCCUAUUCCCUCCCAAUCACCCGAUGCGCCGCCUUUGCCAACGUAUAGUUGGGCCAGGGCGUGGUAACACCCGGAUUGAAGGGGUAGAUCCUUACAAGCCGGUCUGGUACACCUUCUCUGCUUUCAUCUACGCCGCUAUCGUUGCUAUGGUCCUGCUGGCCUGUAUUGCCACCCCUUUGUACCAACGGACUUACUUCAAGACGCACCAGUAUGCCGUUAAAAAUUGGUUUGUAUGGACGGAUAUCGGGUUUGCAAUUGUUUUUAGUGUCGAAGCUCUGAUCAAAGUGAUUGCCGACGGUUUCUUCUGGACACCCAAUGCCUACUUUAGAGCAUCUCUUCAUAAGAACGGAGACGUGUCCCGUGUGGUUGGAGCGUUUCGAGCUUUAAGGGCACUGCGAUUACUUAAUGUUAGCGACAGCGCGAGAGAAACGUUCCAUUCGGUUAUCAUUGUUGGCGGAUGGAAAGUUAUAUCUGCAGGGUUUGUCUCGAUGGGUUUCUUAGUCCCUUUUGCUAUAUACGGACUGAACCUUUUCAAUGAUCAAAUGAAACGGUGCAACGACGAUAAUUUCGGAUACAGCGCCCUUACGCAUUGUGUUGGGGAAUAUAAGUCCUCGCCAUAUGCUUGGGAAAUGCUAGCUCCUCGAGCAGUGGAUAAUCCUUUCUAUAGUUUUGAUACUUUCGGUGAUUCGUUGUUCAUUCUUUUCCAAAUCGUCUCCCAAGAGGGCUGGACGGAUGUGCUAUGGAGUGCCAUGAGCAUCACGGGUGCCGACAAACAACCUCGAGCAUUUGCGUCGCAGGCUAAUGGGCUUUUUUUCGUUGUCUUCAACCUUUUGGGUGCCGUCUUCGUUUUGACAUUGUUUGUCUCGGUCUUCAUGCGAAAUUAUACCGAACAGACGGGCGUGGCAUUCCUGACCGCAGAACAGCGAUCGUGGCUCGAACUUCGCAAGCUUUUACGGCAAAUCUCACCCUCUAAGAGAUCAACGAGUAAAAAGAACAACAAAUUUAAGGCGUGGUCAUACAGGAUAGCCCACUACUUCUUUAUCCCACGGAAUAAUCAACUCGACCAACUUUUCAAAACCGCAGCUGCUAGUCUGACAGCGAUCUCCAACGUACUGGCGACGUGGUUCGUCUUAUUCCUUGUAUACGCCAUCGCUCUGACGCAAAUAUUCGGGCUCACCAAGUUUGGCGAAGGCGAAAGUAACAAUAUCAAUUUCAGAAAUGUGCCCAAAGCCUUAAUUCUUCUUUUCCGCAUGAGCUGCGGCGAAGGCUGGAAUCAGGUCAUGGAAGAUUUCGCAACCAUGGAGUACCCUUAUUGCACCGUGGUAGAAGAAUUCUUUGAAAGCGAUUGUGGCAGCGCCGGCUGGGCUCGUGCACUGUUUAUUUCCUGGAACAUUCUUAGCAUGUAUAUUUUUGUUUCCCUUUUUGUGUCGUUGAUCUUCGAGAGUUUUUCAUACGUGUACCAGCGAAGUAGCGGUCUAUACGCUGUCAGUCGAGAGGAGAUUCGUCGCUUCAACCAAAAAAGGGCAACGUUCGAUCCGGACGGCACCGGUUACCUUUCAUUGGACCAAUUCCCACGUCUUCUUGGUGAGCUAUCUGGAGUAUUCGAGAUGCGAGUUUACGACGGGGACUUUACUGUUGGGCGCCUCCUUGAAGAAUGCAAGGUCAACCGUCGUGAAUCUCAACAGCCUCAUGUUCGAGCCGUCGACGGCGUAGAUUUGGACAAGCUGUCACGAAUUCUCCGAAAUCUUCCUAUCCAAACAAUUCGCAGGAAACGAGCUCGACUAAACGCAUUCUACGAGGAGGUUCUCGUCUCUGCGGAUCGGGAAAAGGGGAUCUCUUUUACGUCGUGUCUCAUGAUCCUCGCUCAUUAUAACGUCAUUAACGACAGCAAGAGCUUAAGGCUAGAAGAAUUCCUAAGACGACGUGCACGGCUUCAGCGCGUCAAUGAAGCAGUACGUCGAAAUGUCGUCGUUGGAUUCUUCAAUACCCUAUACUGGUUUCGCAAAUUCCGACGCCAUCAAGAACUUAAACACACGUCGCGCCUGGUGGAGGUACCCCAAUUUUCGGUUCCAGAAAUUUAUGUCGAAGAUGAUGGCCAGGACGAAGGAGUUUCUGAAGGUCAUCAAAGUAGGCCACCUUCGCCUUCAAUGCUCUCUCCAACGAGCGAUAGGUCUGGCACGUCUGACCGCAGCUCGCGAACGCUCCCGCGCAUUGAUACUACCAUAGCUACAGGGGAUCCGUUCUCCUCUCCAACGCAUUCGGAGUGGUCUCAGAUUGGCUCACUGUCGCCUCAUCGAUCAACUAUGGGCGAUGGGGAUAUGGGCCAGACAGAUGGUGCUACCGGCCGCCCGCGCGCCGGUAGCUCCGUGAGCGUUCAGGGCGUGAUGGACUCGUUUGACAAUUCCGUCUGGGGAGAGAGCAUUCGAAGAAGUUUUACUCAACGCCGCUCACAAGGCAACUAA